Saccostrea echinata is the source of this 1618-nucleotide messenger RNA. Its product is annotated as cilia- and flagella-associated protein 77-like. The transcript has 7 exons. The coding region runs from base 109 to 945 and encodes 278 amino acids. Lineage: Eukaryota; Metazoa; Mollusca; Bivalvia; Ostreida; Ostreidae. The record is from RefSeq and is a predicted model, not a curated record.
ACUCGGAUUAUUUAUUGUUUCUAUGGUGAUUUCCUGCAUGGCUUCCGCAUAACAACUGUAUUUGCUGUCAGUAAUACACAUAAGGACAUUUAAAGGAAAAAGGGGAAAAUGGCAGCCGUUGGACAAAAUCCAUUUCACUGUACAGCAGCGGGAGAACUUGGAGCUCACCGCGAAACAAUGUUAAACAACGAAUUGCUUCUCAGAACAGAGUUAGGAAAGCCAAAGAGACGAGGAUAUGGUACUUUAGGGGAAGAUUUUAUUUUUGGUCGCCCAAAUGAAGCAAGACAUGGUGGUGCAGAUGAUGCCUUGCAUGGUUGGCCAAAGAACCUUUCCACAACAACAUUACCCUUUGCAAGAAAGGACAAAAAAGCAGAAAGAGAUUUUAUGGCUCUCAACAAAGCAGCAGUACAAAAUGGACUAGUCACAGCUGGAGAAAAUUAUGAAUUUAGAGCAACUCAUGAUGUUCGUCGUAAAACAGCUGGGUCAGAAAAUACUAGGCUCAGAACAAGAAGAAUACCACCCACAAUGGUAUUUGGAAUAUCUACGAGGCCAUCCACUCCAAUUUUCGAUUUAUUAGAGCAUAAAUACCAGGAUAAAUGGUUACAGCAAAGGAGGCAACAGGAAUUGGCAAAAAGGAAAGAGGAAACUCAGAAUCCAAUAAUGCCUGAACCAAGACUAUCACAAUCAGCAGGGCCAUACCCAGUUCAAAAAAGAAACCCCAGUAAAGUUUAUGAGACAAGAGCCUCACUUCUGAGAACGUAUCAGAAUCCAGUAGAGCCUGCCCCUCUCUGGCAAAUGUCAAAGUUCAAGAAUGCCGCCCGUCCAUCAUUGGAAACAUUCCGUACUCCAAAAGCCAGGGAACUAGCAUACAAUAAUUUUGAGUCAGAUCAAAUCUCAAGGAAAGGAAAACUUGGCCAUGGUGUCUAUGAACCUGCAGUUAAUUAAGUUCACAUUAAGACUCUUCAAAUUUCAUUUUAAAAAAUCAGAUUCUUGAAACUGCAAUCUUGAAGUUGACCAGUUUGUUAAUGAAGUAUUAAUCAGUCUGCUUGCCAGUAGAAAAUUUGCAUGCAUUAGGUUUUGAUACAUUUUAAUUUAUACAAUACAUAGUUUUUAAUAGACAAUUUCUUAUGAUACUGUUACGAAAUUUGUAACCUUGUUAUUUUUAAUUGCAUGCGUAAAAUUUUGAAAUUUUAACCAAUGAAUAAUAUUGACCAAUCUUUAACUAACGUACUUAUAGUACAAAACAGUCACAUAAGACUACGAUUUAAGUUUUAUUGUUAAAAAUAUAUAAUGCAUCAUGUUUGCCCCCUUGUCAUCGUGUGCUUAAUAUCUGUCUAUGGCGUGUCUGUGAUACUGAAAAUAUCGAGUUUUUCAUUAGAAAAUGUUUAUGUUAUUCCAAUGGUCUGUUCAGCAAUACAUCACCCUUAAUGAAAAAAAAAAUCAUGCACCAAAUCUCUGUUCCUUUACAAUAUAUCAUGACAAACGUGAUAUUAUGAAAACCAUUAUGAAGCUUUUGUUUUAUCAUUGGAUUUAAAAAAAAAAAUCACACUAUCAUUCCUACAUGAAAAACUCCACAAUGUUGUGUUUGUAUUUAUGAAUAAAACCGAUGAGAAAAAUA